Molecule: messenger RNA, 1197 nt
Organism: Salvia hispanica
Lineage: Eukaryota; Viridiplantae; Streptophyta; Magnoliopsida; Lamiales; Lamiaceae
Source: RefSeq, a predicted model, not a curated record
GGUUCUUGCAAAAUUUUGCCUUUUAUUAUGAAUCUUCAAACUCUCUCUCUUCACCACUCUAUCAAUCUUCCCUCUCUGAACCUAAAUCACUCGAAUCGACUCAGAUUGGAUUGGCCAUUACGAACCGUACAACACAAACAUUUCAAGGUAUGCUCUGUGAUGGGCCGCGAUACUCAGACUCAUAUUCAAACUCAAACUCAAACUCAAAGUCAGAAAACAGAUGUUCUCCAACUAAUCGAUGAAACAGAAGAAUCCUUGUUUAGGACAGGCAAGUUUGGCAGGUUUGGAGGCAUCUUCGUGCCUGAAACACUAGUCACUUGUCUCAAGAUGCUGCUGUCUGAGUUCAAUCUUUGCAUGCAUGAUCCCCACUUUCAGGGCGAGCUUUCGACUGCACUGAGAGAUUACGUUGGCCGUGAAACUCCACUCUACUUCGCUGAAAGACUCACCGAUCAUUACAAGAACGACCGGGGCGAAGGCCCCGACAUUUACCUCAAGAGAGAAGAUCUCAGCCACGGUGGAGCACACAAAAUCAACAACGCCCUCGCUCAGGCCAUGCUCGCCAAGAGCAUGGGCCGGCGGAGCGUGGUGGCAGCCACCGGCGCCGGCCAGCAUGGCGUCGCCACGGCCGCAGCCUGCGCCAAGCUCGCCAUGGAGUGUACCAUAAUCAUGGGCCACCUGGAUAUGGAGAGACAGUCCUCCAACGUGCUCUUGAUGAAGCAUUUUGGCGCAGAGGUGAAAUCAGUUCAAGGCACGUUCAAGGAUGCGGCGUCGGAGGCGAUACGCGAGUGGGUGGGGGAUUUGGAGAGGAAGUACUACUUAGCCGGGACGGCGGUGGGGCCACACCCGUGCCCUGCCAUGGUGCGGGAGUUCCAGUCGAUCAUCGGAAAAGAGACGAGGAGACAAGCGGUGGAGAAGUGGGGAGGGAAGCCUGAUGUUUUGGUGGCUUGUGUGGGAAGUGGUUCCAACGCUCUCGGAAUGUUUCACGAGUUCGUGAGAGACGAGGACAUCCGGUUGAUUGGAGUCGAGGCGGCCGGGACCGGCAUAGAUGGAGAAACACACUCUGCUACUCUAGCUAAAGGAGAGAUAGGGGUGUAUCAUGGGGCCAUGACCUUAUUGCUGCAAGAUAAUGAAGGCCAGAUUCUUGGCCCUCAUUCUGUUGGUGUUGGGUAUACAAAUCUUUCAUUUCAAUCAUGAAUU